Molecule: messenger RNA, 372 nt
Organism: Ciona intestinalis (vase tunicate)
Lineage: Eukaryota; Metazoa; Chordata; Ascidiacea; Phlebobranchia; Cionidae
Source: RefSeq, a predicted model, not a curated record
UACAUGGGUGAGUGAUUUACGUCAUAAUACCGAUUGUGACACAACGAAGCAGCUGAAUCAAAUUUCGCGGAAAUGGCGCAAAACUCCGCUUUAUUCGUUUGUUUAGGAAAUAUUUGUCGCUCCCCGAUCGCCGAAGCUUGUUUCAAACAAAUCUUGGAAGAAAAUGGAGGUUUAGCGAAUUGGAGGGUGGACAGUGCAGCAACAUCCAGGUACCAAAUAGGGGAUUCCCCCGACGACCGUGGUCGCUCAUGCAUGGAGAAACAUGGGAUUUAUAAACACGUCGCGCACCACCGAGCACGACAGAUCACUAAACAAGAUUACGAAGAAUUUGAUUUCAUUUUCGGGAUGGACCAAAGCAAUAUGAGGUAACAU